Molecule: messenger RNA, 1005 nt
Organism: Verticillium dahliae VdLs.17
Lineage: Eukaryota; Fungi; Ascomycota; Sordariomycetes; Glomerellales; Plectosphaerellaceae
Exons: 1
Coding region: 1-1005 (334 amino acids)
Molecular function (GO): hydrolase activity
Source: RefSeq, a predicted model, not a curated record
AUGGAUCACUUCUCUUGCCUCGUCCUUUCGUCUCCACCGCCACUAGAUGCAGCAUGGCUUCAAUACGAAGACGAUGCGAACCUGAAGGCGCCCAAGAAGGUCUACGCGUCGCCUGUCGAGCGUCAGCCCGUUUACGCAGAAGAAUGUCGCCAACUCCACGCAAAGCUCAUGGCCCAGGGUGCUCCAUUCCACCGCCUCUCUGAAGACAUCACGACGACGCACAGCACCACACCUUCCUCACUAGACAACUAUGAGAUCCCUAUCCUUCAAUUCAAACACACCCGAGUGGCUGAUCCCAAGGUGAUCGUCAUAUAUUACCACGGUGGCGGCCUUUAUGUCGGCGAGGCGGACAGCGAAGAGCUCUCGUGCCGACGCAUCGUCAAAGACGUCGAGAACAGCACCGUUUACUCUGUUGGUUACAGACUGAUGCCAAAGCACCCGGCAUCGACAUGCAUCUCAGACGGUGUGGACGCCAUCCGUGCCAUCAUCAAGCUCGUACCGUCUGACGUGAAGCUCGUGGUCGUCGGGUCCUCUAGCGGCGGCGUGCUGGCCACAAGCGUGCAGCAGUUGGUGCUGGAGAGACCACUCACUGGCACCGUGCUCCGAUGCCCUGUAACGAGCGACGGCGGCAGCAAUAUCGAGCACGUCCCGGAAAGGCUGCGGCCGGCGUACACGAGCGCCACCGAGUGCUUUGCGAAUGUGCUGCUCGGUGUGUUUAGGCGCGAGGAGGUUCGAGAUGGCCUGGAGCGGAUGCCGCUGGAGGCCAGCGUACAUGAGCUCCGCGGGCUCGGCAGGACAUGGGUGCAGGUCUGCGCGAACGACACGCUCUACUCCGACGGCGUCUGCUAUGCCAUAGCUCUGAAGGAGGCGGGAGUCGAGGUGGAAGUAGACGUCGUGGAGGGAUGGCCUCAUACAUUCUGGCUCAAGGCGCCGGCUCUACCACGGGCGGUAGAAGCUGAGGAAGCAAUGGUCAAGGGGCUGAAGUGGGUUUUGCAGAGAGGCUGA